This is a messenger RNA of Panicum virgatum (switchgrass), 2271 nucleotides long. RefSeq names its product multiple inositol polyphosphate phosphatase 1-like. Bases 312 to 1667 code for a protein of 451 amino acids. The record is from RefSeq and is a predicted model, not a curated record. The transcript has 10 exons. Lineage: Eukaryota; Viridiplantae; Streptophyta; Magnoliopsida; Poales; Poaceae. Gene Ontology annotation, molecular function: inositol phosphate phosphatase activity; acid phosphatase activity.
AUUCUCUCUCGAUCUCUGGCUCUCUCUCUCUCGUCUUUGGUCUCUCCGCCUCCUCGCCCUCUCCUCCGCGGCUCCGCAGGCAGGCGGCGGCUGCUCGGCCGGGGAAUCACCUUGGCUACUCGGUAGCAGCUCGGCCCCAGCGGGUCGGGGGACGGCGGGCGGGCACGGGCGGCCACAGGAACCUGUUCGGCCUCAGGAGGCAGGGCGGCAGGCGGGCACGGGCGGCCGAGCGCGGGCGUGGCGCAGCAGCCGAGCCGCCGGAGCAGGCACUGCAGCACGCACGGGAAUCGAGAAGGCGAAUCGAGUUCGCCAUGGCUGCUCCUCGCGUGCCGCUUCCCCAGCUGCUGCUCCUCGUCGUCGCCGCGCUCGUCGCAGCUGCCCCCGUCCGGAGGGCGUCCGGGGCCGGGGAGUUCGACGUCCGCCGCCACCUCUCAACCGUCACCAGGUACGAUGUGGCCAGAGGGUCUAGUAGUGUCAAGUCUAUGCCACCAAUCCCAGAUGGGAGCCGUGUGAUCCACCUCAAUCUAGUGGCAAGACAUGGGACUCGUGCUCCUACCAAGAAGCGAAUCAAGGAGCUGGAUAGAUUGGCAAUAAGGCUGGAAGCUCUUAUGAAUGAGGCAAAACAAGGUCUCAACAGUGAUUCUCUGAAGAAAGUUCCAUCCUGGAUAAAGGGCUGGGAGUCACGUUGGAAGGGUAGAACUAAAGGUGGUGAGCUGACUAGUGAAGGAGAAGAAGAGCUCUACAACUUAGCCACCAGAGUGAAGGAGAGGUUUCAAGACCUAUUUGAUGAUGAAUACCACCCUGACGUAUAUUCGAUAAGAGCAACUCAGGUUUCUCGGGCAUCUGCUAGUGCAGUAGCAUUUGGUUUGGGAUUGCUUUCUGGGAAGGGAAAGCUUGGACCAGGGAAGAACCGUGCCUUUUCUGUUCUGAGCGAGAGUCGUGCAAGUGAUAUUUGUCUGAGAUUCUUUGAUAGCUGUGAAACAUACAAGGCAUACAGGAAAAGGAAGGAGCCUGAUGUCGAAAAGCAAAAGGAGCCGAUUCUAGAGCAUGUCACAGCUGCACUUGUGAAUCGUUAUCACCUCAAUUUUACAACUCAGGAUGUCUCUUCCCUCUGGUUUCUUUGUAAGCAGGAAGCAUCUUUAUUGAAUAUAACCAAUCAAGCUUGCGGGCUUUUUAAUGAAGCUGAGGUUUAUUUUCUAGAGUGGACAGAUGAUUUGGAGGGUUUUGUUCUAAAAGGCUAUGGUGAGUCAAUUAACUACCGUAUGGGACUGCCAUUGCUCAAGGACGUUGUCCAGUCAAUGGAAGAAGCAAUCAUAGCUAAAGAAGAAAACCACCCUGAUGGUACGUAUGAAAAGGCAAGGCUCCGGUUUGCACACGCAGAAACUGUUGUUCCUUUCAGCUGCCUUCUUGGUCUUUUUCUUGAAGGUUCAGAUUUUGAAAAGAUACAGCAGGAGGAAGCAUUGGACAUACCCCCUAUGCCACCACAGGGAAGAAACUGGAAGGGCAGUGUUGUAGCUCCUUUUGCUGGUAACAAUAUGCUGGUUUUAUAUCAAUGCCCAGGCAAAACUUCAGAUGCCAGCACUUCUGGGGGUCAAAAUAACUCAUACUUGGUUCAAGUUCUACACAAUGAAGUCCCAGUUUCAAUGCCAAACGGAAAUACAAGUUGAUACAAAAGUAUUACGGGGAGAAACUAGCCAGGAGCAACUAGGAGCAGAAGCAGACCAAGAGAAUGACGUUCAUUCUCGCAAAAGGAGCUUAUUACAAGUUCUGAGCACCGACAGCUGAAGAAAGUUUAGCCUACAACGAAGUUCUAACAACCGCUAAGAACAGAAGGGGCAGACAGCCAAGUUUUCUCCUGACGAAACCACGCGUCUAAGAUUCUUCCUCUGACGUCUCAUCCUCCGAAGCCUGAAGCUGAGAUGGGCCAUCCAGCAUAAGACGAGGGGGAUACUGCCUGUCACAUAUUGAAUUUUGAACUUUGUGGCUCGUUAGCAAUACUGCCCAAACAUAAUCACGAAUGUGGUGUUUUGUAGUCUUAGAAAUCAGCUAAUAGUGGUUUCCUGGGAUUUACACUAGGCACCUUCUUGCCUUAAUUAUAUGCUCCCCUUUGUUUCAUUUGUAACGUUUUGGCCUAGCCCAACUUGCUUGGAACUAAAAGGCACAGCUGUUCUUGUAGAAGUAAAUGUUUUGCAUAGAGCAAGCUUAGUAGUUAGUAGUACAUUGUAAAAUACAUCAUGCAUGCUCAAUAACGCAAAAUUCUCUGAUGCAUCA